AUGACGUUCCGCACCGAAUCCCGCGCUAGCGUCGCGGCGUCCGACACCACGUAUUACACCUGCGCCUACCAGAGCUUCCACGACGUCGAGCUCUACGCUCCCAGCUCACCGCCCUCCAAGACCCCCGUACUAGCACCGGCUCCGGUCCGGGCUCCGGCGCCUCCUUCGGCUCACCAUCACCAAGACUUUCAACACAAGGACAAGGAGCCCGAAACAGCCGAGAUGCGCCGCCAGGACUCCGGCUAUGAGUCCCUCCCGCCACGAUCCUCCUUCUCCAACCCUCGUCGCACAUCGACAGCAUCAUCCUCUCAGUCGUCUAACUCCCCGCAUCCUCGGUCCCGCGGUCGCCCAACGAUUCGCCGCGCACCAAAGACGAGCCCGUACCCUACGGCCGCCCGCACCAGCGGCAGCAGCUUGUACCACCCUCACCGCCAGAGCCUUCACUCGGCGCAUUCCCAGCCGCCCGCGACCUUCUUCCACUUCCCUGCGCACCCAACGGAUGUGGAGCUCGCUGCCAGGCGUCCCCGCGAGGAGCUUGAGCUCGACCAGCGACAGCUGCUCUCGCCAGGCAGGGAGGAGUGCACUGGAGUUGCGCCGCUGCCACCGCAGGCUACGCACUAUUGGACCAGCGACCGAACUCGGCGGUUGGAGUAUGCUGCUAUCGAUGCCGCAAGCAGGGGCGUCAAAGGCUGGGUGAAAAGGCACCUCGUUCCGGACUGCUUCGUGCCCAAGGAGAAGCACGUUGCGUUCGACGACGAUACCGGCAGUGUGCGACGCUACCGACUCGAGCUCGACGAGGAGAUGCCCUGUGAGAAGGGCAGGUGUGGGGGCCGCAGGAGGGGCUGGUUCGAAUGGAAACGAUCCAAGACGGCUUGA
Messenger RNA from Colletotrichum spaethianum, 876 nucleotides. RefSeq lists its product as uncharacterized. NCBI's taxonomy places the organism in Eukaryota, Fungi, Ascomycota, Sordariomycetes, Glomerellales, Glomerellaceae. The transcript has a single exon. The record is from RefSeq and is a predicted model, not a curated record. Bases 1 to 876 code for a protein of 291 amino acids.